This is a messenger RNA of Rana temporaria (common frog), 3414 nucleotides long. It is a transcript of the gene TMEM200C, whose product is annotated as transmembrane protein 200C. The transcript has 3 exons. NCBI's taxonomy places the organism in Eukaryota, Metazoa, Chordata, Amphibia, Anura, Ranidae. The record is from RefSeq and is a predicted model, not a curated record. The coding region runs from base 1579 to 3222 and encodes 547 amino acids.
UAAAUGACCCUGAGGACCAACCACAGGGCGAGAAGUGAGUCCAGGGGCGGAGCCUGCCCGGGGCUCUGCGAUGGAGAGAGUGACAGAGGCGGAUCCCGCUGCCGAGGAUGUCAGGGACAGGAGAUCUUCUCCAACCUCAGCGCGGCGCAGGACCGGAGAGGAGGAGGAGGAGGAGGAGGCAGCCAGCCGGGGGAGCUCCGAGCAUGUGAGCCGGGUCCAUGGAGGAACAUGAUGGACGGCCGAUGUCAGGAGGAUCGCAGGAUCUGACCACACUAAUCCUACUGGCUGGGUUGUCACCCGGCAUCCAUUCGGCGGCACGGCAAACUGAAAAUAUACAGGGGGAUUCAUAAAGACGUAUACAGUUUCCAGAUGCUGUAAAACAGUAACAGUUGAAGACACGGACCACAACUGAGAGCCGAUAGGUAGAUGUACUCAUAAACUUUUCCCACUACUGAGGGAAGUGUCACAUGACUAGUCAGUCAAAAUGGCAGUGGAAAAGGCGUUUUGGGUUCUUGAAUUGAGCAAAACGGAAUCUGUAAUUGUUGUACAAAUGCAUUUUGGAUCACGAUUCGGAAAAUAACUUCCAACCAGAAAAUCUAUCUACGAUUGACAUAAAAAAUUUGAAACUAUGGGCUUUUUGUGAAAACUUAAAAGUCCUGGAUGACCGCGUGUAUCGGAAGAAGUCGUCGAUAGUGUUUGCACCGCCAUUCAAUGAAGCCCGGUAAAAUCAACGUGGAGGCUGAGUUAUGAAGUGCAGAUUUCACAGCCCACUGCCUGGAGGAUUUUAAGAAAGAAGCUGAAAAUGAUUCCAUACAAAGUGCAGAUGUUGCAAAAUCUCAGUGACCUUGACAAGGCAAAGCGCUUUGAUUUAUGUGCCGAAAUUCAGCACCGUUUUGAAAAUGACGACUUUGCCAUUCACUUCGUUGUCACCGAUGAAGCUACAUUUCACGUAAAUGGUCAGGUAAACAAGCCAAAUGUUCGCUUUUGGGGAACAGAGGAUCCUAUAUUUACAGUGCAACACGUGCAAGAUUCUGUGCUGUGUCCAAAAAGAAAGUGUACAGCCCGUUUUUUUUCACAAGAAAACUGUCUGGGAGGCUCUUUUCUGGAUAUGUUAAGUCUUUGGUUGAUGCCACAGUUGCAGGACGACAGUGACAACUUUAUUCUCCAAUUGGAUGGUGCAUCACCACACUGGUCAGAUGACGUGCGUUUAUUACCUCAAUGAACAUCUUCCUCACUCAUGGAUUGGACAAGCCAUGGACUACAACAUGCCACUGACCCAAUGGCCACCCAGAAGUCCUUACUUAACACCUUGUGACUUUUUCCUGUUGGGUUAAUAAAGGACAAGGAAUUGGCCCCUCCCCUUCCUGUUGAUCUAGCGGAGCUGAAACAGCGUAUUGCAGCCACUGUCACUGCUUUUGAUUCAGAUUUCUUAACUCAUGUUUGGGCGGAAAUGGAUUAUCGGCUCGAUGUGUGACUAAGGGUGCAAGUGUAGAACAUCUGUGACUGUCUCUAAAAAAACAUUCCACUACAAUUCUGUUACAGGAGCUGGAGUGACUUGUGUGGCAGUUUGAGGCCGGCAUGAUUGCCACUGGAGGUCUGUUGAGGAUCUCUGCACGAAAACAAGAUCCUCUCAGACCCCAAAGCCAAGCUCCAAAGAGAAAGCGGAAAGCAAAAAAGAAGCGCAAGAACGAUGUGGUGGUAGUAAAAGGCAAACUUAAACUUUGUUCUGUCUCUGGAUUAAUUGCCCUAUGUGGAAUCUUGGUACUUUUGUUUGGAAUAGCCAUGGCUGUUAUGGGAUAUUGGCCAAAAAGCAGUUCUGUUUAUCAUAGCAGUCUAGGGACAAAUCAAGCCAAACUUUCAUCAGGAGAUAUAAAUUCUAUCAGUGCAAAUUCAAGCCAAUCAUGGAGCCAUCACAACAGUCAAGGAGCUAAUCAGAAUGCCUUCAAAGUAAAGGAUACAAACUUAACAAGAAGCCUUCAGCAAAAAACUUCACCUGGAUCUCUUGCAGGGUUUUUUUCUGGAUACUUGCACUCGGAUAAUCUUAAAGUUUUUGGUCCUCUAAUAAUGGGCAUUGGAAUAUUUCUGUUUAUUUGUGCUAAUGCAGUUCUUCAUGAAAACAGAGACAAGAAAACAAAGAUCAUCAACCUGAGGGAUCUCUACUCUACAGUGAUUGAUGUUCAUGGCAUGAAAUCUAAAGAUGGAAUUCCUUUAAAUGGGUUUGUUAAUUAUGUGCAAUCUCGAAGCAUGGAUGUAAAAGGUGGUGACACAUUUGGUGCGUCAAUGUUGGCCAAGAGCUCCUGGAAUUCUGCUCUUGGUGGACCAAUUUCCUUUUCUCCUCCUAAUCUAAGGGAAGCAAGGACGUCUUCUCCUAAGGUAUAUCGACACCCAACUGAGCAAAUAAACAUGAAUGAGGAGGUAUACAGUAUUUACAGGGAGAGGUCCAACUCUGCAUUACCAUUUGACAGAAUUUCAGGGAGAGAUGAGGAUAUAGAUUCCUUGUCUGAAUCACCUGACCUAGAAUGGGGUAGGAACAGUGCGUGUUCCAUUGUCGGUCAUUCCCUCAGUGCUUUUACACUGCCUAUUGUCAAGUUAGAUAGCUGUCUUUUGGAGAAGAAAGAAGAGCAUGGGGAAGGGAACAAAAGUGCCAAAGAAGUAUCUAAGGGAGAGAUUGAAUUAAGUUUGACCAAUUUUAGCCAUGCAGACUUAAACUGGGAAAUUCCCAAAACUCAUAGAAAAUUACCUUUAAGGCGCCAGAGCACAAGCUGUCUGCCUGACUUCAGGAGACCAAUGUCACCUGGGCCACUGUCAGAAUUGGGUAGCCAGUCAUUAAGUAGCACAGAUUUAGACUGUAGCCUUUUGGUGAGAGGCUCUCCAUUUGGCAAAACAAAACCUGCUGUUCUUAUGGAUUCUCUUACUACAGCACCAUUGAUAAGAAGAGAUUCCCAAAGUUCAGGGUCUGACCAAUCAAGCAAUAAGGGCUACAUUCAUCUUGAGGAGGCAGGAACCUCCUUCGAGUCUAUAGACACCUCAGCCAAUAAAACUCAAGACUGUGAGGAAACAGAGGUUAUAGACGUUGAAAUUCCCUCGGACGAUACCAGCACAGAACAACAUGUAGAACAGAAGCAGUACACUAAUAAAGAUAAACUGUUGAUGCUCUGCAGGUCUCACGCUAAGUCUGAUGACAAUGGUGAUGACGAUGAUAUAGAUAACACAAGUAUUUAAAGCACACUUUGAGAUUUGUCCAUAGUUCUGGAACAUGCUGUAUUACAGGGAACUUGCCAAUAUCCAAAGAUCUGCAGUGUCAACAGUUUUAGUAUGUAUUGGUAACCAUCACCAACACCUGAUUGUAACUGUAUGUAUGACUGAAACCAAACUGUAUUAAUAAACAGUGAACUAGCCCAUCUUUAACUUUCA